This is a messenger RNA of Piliocolobus tephrosceles (Ugandan red Colobus), 3575 nucleotides long. It is a transcript of the gene METAP2, whose product is annotated as methionyl aminopeptidase 2. Gene Ontology annotation, biological process: proteolysis. The transcript is spliced from 11 exons. Gene Ontology annotation, molecular function: metalloaminopeptidase activity. NCBI's taxonomy places the organism in Eukaryota, Metazoa, Chordata, Mammalia, Primates, Cercopithecidae. The record is from RefSeq and is a predicted model, not a curated record. The coding region runs from base 224 to 1660 and encodes 478 amino acids. Gene Ontology annotation, cellular component: cytoplasm.
CGGGUCUGGCCCCAGUCGAGUCCAGCCAGUAGGGGCUCCAAGCCGAGACUCCGGCACGCCCGGCCGGAAACUAGCACGACACCCUCAGCUGAGUCGUCCGCCGUCCCAGCAUUCCCUGCGACCUUACCAUCGAGAGCCGCUUCCGGCGUGGUAGGUGUAGGCGGGUGAAAAAGGAGCGGGCGCUCUCUGCUCUGUCUCAUUCCCUCGCGCUCUCUCGGGCAACAUGGCGGGUGUGGAGGAGGCAGCGGCCUCCGGGAGCCACCUGAAUGGCGACCUGGAUCCAGACGACAGAGAAGAAGGAGCUGUCUCUACGGCUGAGGAGGCAGCCAAGAAAAAAAGACGAAAGAAGAAGAAGAGCAAAGGGGCUUCUGCAGCAGGGGAACAGGAACCUGAUAAAGAAUCAGGAGCCUCAGUGGAUGAAGUAGCAAGACAGUUGGAAAGACAAGCAUUGGAAGAUAAAGAAAGAGAUGAAGAUGAUGACGAUGGAGAUGGCGAUGGAGAUGGAGCAACUGGAAAGAAGAAGAAAAAGAAGAAGAAGAAGAGAGGACCAAAAGUUCAAACAGACCCUCCCUCAGUUCCAAUAUGUGACCUGUAUCCUAACGGUGUAUUUCCCAAAGGACAAGAAUGCGAAUACCCACCCACACAAGAUGGGCGAACAGCUGCUUGGAGAACUACAAGUGAAGAAAAGAAAGCAUUAGAUCAGGCAAGUGAAGAGAUUUGGAAUGAUUUUCGAGAAGCCGCAGAAGCACAUCGACAAGUUAGAAAAUACGUAAUGAGCUGGAUCAAGCCUGGGAUGACAAUGAUAGAAAUCUGUGAAAAGUUGGAAGACUGUUCACGCAAGUUAAUAAAAGAGAAUGGAUUAAAUGCAGGCUUGGCAUUUCCUACUGGAUGUUCUCUCAAUAAUUGUGCUGCCCAUUAUACUCCCAAUGCUGGUGACACAACAGUAUUACAGUAUGAUGACAUCUGUAAAAUAGACUUUGGAACACAUAUAAGUGGUAGGAUUAUUGACUGUGCUUUUACUGUCACUUUUAAUCCCAAAUAUGAUACAUUAUUAAAAGCUGUAAAAGAUGCUACUAACACUGGAAUAAAGUGUGCUGGAAUUGAUGUUCGUCUGUGUGAUGUUGGUGAGGCCAUCCAAGAAGUUAUGGAGUCCUAUGAAGUUGAAAUAGAUGGGAAGACAUAUCAAGUGAAACCAAUCCGUAAUCUAAAUGGACAUUCAAUUGGGCAGUAUAGAAUACAUGCUGGAAAAACAGUACCGAUUGUGAAAGGAGGGGAGGCAACAAGAAUGGAGGAAGGAGAAGUAUAUGCAAUUGAAACCUUUGGUAGUACAGGAAAAGGUGUUGUUCAUGAUGAUAUGGAAUGUUCACAUUACAUGAAAAAUUUUGAUGUUGGACAUGUGCCAAUAAGGCUUCCAAGAACAAAACACUUAUUAAAUGUCAUCAAUGAAAACUUUGGCACCCUUGCCUUCUGCCGCAGAUGGCUGGAUCGCUUGGGAGAAAGUAAAUACUUGAUGGCUCUGAAGAAUCUGUGUGACUUGGGCAUUGUAGAUCCAUAUCCACCAUUAUGUGACAUUAAAGGAUCAUAUACAGCGCAAUUUGAACAUACCAUCCUGUUGCGUCCAACAUGUAAAGAAGUUGUCAGCAGAGGAGAUGACUAUUAAACUUAGUCCAAAGCCACCUCAACACCUUUAUUUUCUAAGCUUUGUUGGAAAACAUUAUACCAGAAUUAAUUUGCAACAUGUUGUCUCUUUUAACAGUGGACCCAUGUAAUACUUUUAUCCAUGUUUAAAAAAGAAGGAAUUUGAUCAAAGGCAAACCAUCUAAUGUAAUUAACCAACGAAAAAGCUUUCAGGACUUUUAAAUGCUAACUGUUUUUCCCCUUCCUGUCUAGGAAAAUGCUAUAAAGCUCAAAUUAGUUAGGAAUGACUUAAACGUUUUGUUCUGAAUACCUAAGAGAUACUUUUUGGAUAUUUAUAUUGCCAUAUUCUUACUUGAAUGCUUUGAAUGACUACAUCCAGUUCUGCACCUAUACCCUCUGGUGUUGCUUUUUAACCUUCCUGGUAUCCAUUUUCUAAAAAAUAAAGACAUUUUCAGAUCUGAGAGCUACAUCUCAAUGUUUGUGGUUAUAAUUCUGGACAGGAUAAAUAGCUAAACUUAAUGUUGGCAAAUGCAGAGACAUGUAUCUGAAAUGUAGACCUCCACACUGAGACUUUUGUGGCAUAGUGGCUAAAACAAGAUCUACACAUGCAUAAAGAGGGACAAACACCUUUUCUUCAUAAAUACACAGCUUUAGGAAUAUUUCACCAUUCUUUAUAGGACAUAGUAGUCCUUGUGUUUUUUUCCCCUGACAUUGGAAAGAGGCGCUAAUUGAAACUUGACUGAGGAACAUUGUGCCAACUGGAAACCUUGAUUUAGUAAAAAUCUUAAUGUUCAGAUCCUUUUUAUCAGGGAGUGUAUUCAGCUUGCUCAGAAAACCAAAAGGGCAUUAAAGCCACAAAAGCAAAGAAGAAAAAAAAAGCUUCCAUGUUUGGAUCUUGUUCUAGUUAGAAAAAUUAAGUUGAAAUUAUUGGACUUUUUCAUUCAUGAGGCAAAUGCUGUAAUACGUCGCCCUUUGACAGGUUUGGAUUCUUAACAUUACUGGUGGUAUUUCAGGAAGUGAGGUGACAGUUACUUAUAGCGGCUAAGUGUAUUAAGUUGAAUGUAACGAUGGUAAUAUUUUGUUUUAACUGAGGCCCACUACUGAUUCUUUAACAAAUUGCUUGAAUUCUUAUAUGUAAAUAAUUUUAUGGGAAUGUUCCAUCAUAAUUUCUAAAUCGUUUAUAUACCAAGGUAGCCUUAAUUUGUGUAUGUUUCAGUACAGUGAGAUUUUAUUGCCUCUGGGAUGCUGUUUAGUUUGUAUUUUGUUAAACGUUUUUAUCUUAGGAAGAGAAACCUACAACUUCUGUACCUAGAUCAUCUGUUACAUUAAAAAGCUGUUCUUUCAGCAUUAGAGCUAUAAAUGAAUGUUAUCUUGUGGGGAAACAAUCUAGGUUUUAGCUGUAUGAGCUAUAUUUAUUAUGGUGCUAAUAUGUUCAAUAGCCACAUUUGACUAAUUUCUGCAUUUUCUGUGAUGCUGUGGCUGGCAGCAGAGCUCGCCAGUUCACGCCUGGACAUACUGUCAGGGCUGGGUCCUCCAGCUCUCUCCUUUGAGGUUGAGUCCGUAUCUUUUUAUGUGGAAGUAUAAAGCAAGUAUCUUGAUUUCUAAAUCCAGGAAUUUUAGAAUUGACCUUUAUGAGUGAAGACUUUUGGAGCUUUUAAAGAUCUCGGCAGUCUUUGAUCUCAAACCAAUUAGGAGCUCCAAGUUCCCUUCCCAGGUAACUGUUGGGAACAGUGGCAUCACUGUAUGAUGCCCUUGUAGUGGCUGGAAGGGACACGAUCUUGUAAAUAGGAAAGCCGUCACUUAAAUUGUAUUGUUUGCUUAUUAGCCAUGUAUCCCUUAAAAUUCUGUUAUGUUUACAACGAUGUACCUUAUUGGCAACAAAUUAUUAGUUUGAUGUUUAACAAUAGUGCCUUUAGUAAAUUAUUUUACAACUAAAA